GAUGCGGACAAUGAGCGGGAGAUAGGAGGAAACGAAAAAGGUAGGGGGAUGAAAUGUUUUAUGAUCGAAAAUCGACAUAUUUGGUUGCGUGAAGGAAUAAUGUUACGUUUUUGGAUUAGUCUUUAUUAGUAUUAAUUGUCUUCAAAUUGAAUUUUGCUACGCACUCGUUGGAAAUGUUUCUUCUAGAAACUAUGAUGGCGUUGAGCAGUUAAUUAGAAUGAUGCGGAUAAGCAAAAUGCAAGAGUAAAAAAGAAAAAGUAAUAUAUUUCGUGAUCACAAGCUAUCAUGUUUGUUUACAUAUAUAACGAAUUAACGAUAAAUUAAUCGAAUCAAGUCAUUCUUUUGCCGAAUUUAUUACAUGUUGAUUCUUCUCCUAAUUUGGUUUUUUGUUUGUAUUCGUGCAAAAGAAAAUUUCCCCACAAAUGAUUUGUCCUUUGGGUGUUUGGUAAUCAAUCACACAAAGUUAAUAUCAGAGCAUGUUUAUCAUUUAAUUAUGAAGAUUUUGUGCCUUUUUAAAAUUGUGGCCGUGUGGAUUCUGUCUGUCGAGGAAUUUCGGGGGCCCGCUGAGUGUGAGAGUGGGAUUUUAAUUUAUGGCUUGCCACGUUGGUUCGCGUUGAAAAUGCUCCUAUAAUUUUGAGGCCCAAAAAGAAGAGAUUUGCAAAGUUCGGCCCAUGCUAGAAAACGGGCCGGACAAUAAUGUCCGGGCUUAGAGCGGACACAGUUUAUGGCCCAUUAGACGACAUUUGAUUGUAGAGCAAAGUAUGGGUAAGCCCGGGAUGGAUGAUCAUAUGUCACGUUUGUAAAGCGAGCGGGGUAAAACUUUUUUAUCACCUUGUUACAUAAUCUAAAAUUGUUAUGGCGGUAAAAACAUUUUUCUAUUCCGGUGCCGCCCCGAAACGGCGCCGACUCUGCCCAAAUUAAAUUUGAAACGCCACCUCAUUUAUUAUUUUUCUCAAAAAAUAAAUCCGCGAAGGUACUUUUCUCCACGUCAGCUUAGGUGGGCCCCACUACAUUCGUGUCACCGCCUGCGUUCAUAUAAAUCUCGUUCGUCGCCUUCUCCCUUUCUCUCUCUCUCUCUCUCCCAUUCGUCCCCCGAAAAUUUUCUCCGAGAGAGAGGAGCUGAAAGGGAGCCCUAGCGGCUAGCACAGGCAGCUCUGCAAGCCGAAUCCGGCGGCUUUCAGCUCACUUUUCCCCGGCGACUACUAUAAGAUUUCUACGGUUCUCGCCGAUCUUCGCUUCUUCUGACUAUCCGAAUUACUUUCAAGGACUUAGCUUUUAUUUUUCCUUUUCAUUUUGGGUUGUUUUUCUUCGCCGGGUGUAAUUUGUGUUGAUUAGGGGAGAGGGAGAAUUCAGGAUUUUAAUUUUGGUGGUUUCAGCUGAAUUCAAAUUCUGGAAGGCUGUUAGUUGGUAAAAAGUUCUCGAAUGGAUUUGGGUUGUGCCGUCGAUUUUGGGUGGGAUCUAUUGUUCAUACUGCUUUCUAUUCAACCUGUUUCGUCUGAUUUUGGUUGUGGGGUUCAAUUUGCUCAUGUGUGUGGGGGGAAGCUGUGGGUUCCAUGGCCGGAUGAAGCUCUGAUUUUCCUUUCCUGUGUUUGAGUCGGUUUAGGGUUUGAUGACGAGGGGGCGAAGAAAUGAAAGCUAUUGGGGAGCUAGUGGUAGUGUUUAGAAUGGAUUGUGAUGAGGGUUUGUUCCAGUUUUGGAUUGCAAUUUCGCGCCGUGCUUUGGCUCUACUGUGUUUUCGCUGUUGAUUGUGGUAUUGUAGUAGGAGGUUAAGCCGUGGGGGUGCCUAUGUUUUAUCGCUGUAAAAUUUUUAUGGAAAUGAUUGAUGAAGAAUGGAAGAUUUGGGGUUUGUAUAUGAGGUGUAGUGGUACUAGUCGUAUGAGUGAAUUGAGUUUCCGUUUGUUCGUUAGGAAGUAUGGUCAUUGAUAUUGAACAUUUGGGGGCGUCUCUUGGUACUUCGGUGCUACUAUGUCUUGCUGCCAGCGGCUUUUUGGAUGGGUUGUUAGCUACCAGUUUGCCCUGCUUAUGGAUUGGAUUGCUGAUGUUUGGUUACUGUUGUUUCGGACCGAAUAUGGUUGCCUGGUUUUGUUUCUAAAACUUCUGUUUUCUAUGCUGCUGCAGUUGAAGAUCGGGUGUCUGGGUCCUUUUAGGGUUACAUUUAGAAUCAAUCAGAAGUUUCAACGAUGGCGAAGGAUAGAAGAGAUCGUUCUAGGUCAUUUGAUAGGUACAGAACUUCCCCUUACCCAAGCAGUUCCAAACGUCCCAAGCUCUCUUCACCAAAGGUGUCGUCAUCAAAGCCAGAUGAAAACAUACAAGAAUUUGAAGAUGCCCGGUGCCCCGUUUGCAUGGAGCAUCCACACAACGCCAUCCUCCUCAUUUGCUCAUCGCACGACAAAGGUUGUCGGCCGUACAUGUGUGACACCAGUUAUCGUCACUCGAACUGCUUUGAUCAGUUCCGUAAAUCGUUCAAGCAGCAGCCCCCCUCAGCACCACCGCCCGAAGAGAGUAGUAUUAGGGGCUCAACAGAGGUAGUAGUAGUCAAUCCAGAAUCGGCAACUGUUCCGAGCUCUGCUGGAAGUGGUAGUAGUAGCUGUGACAACAAGGUGCCACCUCAGCUGAUGUGCCCCCUCUGCCGAGGCCACAUCAAGACGUGGGUGGUACUGGAACCAGCUCGGAGCUUCAUGAACUCGAAAUCAAGAAGCUGUGCCAGCGAGGCCUGUGAAUUCAGCGGCACGUAUUCUGAUUUGAGGAAGCACGCGAGGCACGAGCACCCCCUCGUCAGGCCGUCGGAGGCCGACCCCGAGAGGCAGCGGGAUUGGAGACGGCUGGAGCGCCAGAGGGAUUUGGGGGACUUGCUGAGCAUGCUGCAAGCCUCGUUUGGCGAAGAGAGGGUGGGGCUCGACGAUGACAGUACCGACAUAAUGAUGCCGCCCAUUGAAGAUGGCAGUUUCCUUACCUUCUACUUCCUCAUUAGGGUUUUCAGACCGGGGGUCAUAGUCAGUGGGUCAAGGAGUAGAGGGUCAUCAAGUGCUGGAAGGCGGUCGACUGCUACUAGUGCAGAUCGUUGGGGGGAGCUUCGCAAUGAUGAAGAGACUGGAUCUUCUUCCGGAGAAGAGGAGAACAACAACAAUGAUGACUCGGACGGAGCGUCAGUACCCUCCAGGCAAAGCGAGCGGAUUCGAAGGCAGCGGAGUUCACCAGACUCUGAUGGAGUGCCCCCGGCUCUAAGGCAAAGCGAGCGGAUUAGGAGGCAGCGAAGGACUCCUGACUCGUCGUGAAUGUUGUUGUUGUUGUUUCUUUUAAGUCGGGAUGUUCGAAAUGUAAGUGCAAGCCCCGACCUUCUCCUCACUCUUUCACACGUUUGUGUAAAUGAUAAGAGAGCCUACAACCCUAAUCUCUUCCUGUUCUGCUUUUGCAGGUGGUAGAAGUGCGCCGUCGCGCUCCUGGAUUGCUUACAGACAGGGUUCGGAUGGGGGUGUGAAACAAAAGUGUAAUAUGGAAACAGGGGCUUCUUGAAUUCAAUGAAGUGAUUUGUGUUUUCAUUCUCGCAAAGUGCAUUUGCUUCAGUUCAUCAGCUGUGAUUAUCAUGGAGAAGCUUACAUUUUGUUUCUGAGGUGAUCAUCAACAAAGCAGGUUGCUGCUAUAUGUUGGUGGAUUCUGUAAAUCAGUUGUGUCUUAGCUAACAUGGGUUGGCUCGACUUUGGCUGACUAUGGAUUUCAAAUGAAACAAUUUUGAGUAGCAAUCAUGAGGCCAACCUGUGAUUUGCAGUGAACUUUGGAACUCAUCAAUUAAUAAAUCUAAUCGGUUGAAAGCUCUUUUGUUUCUUGAAAAUGAGCCAUCUAUGGAGACAUUAAUGAACAAACAAAGAAAGAACGAGGUGGAUACGAGAGUUGAUAUGAUGAGAAUUAUCUUUUCGCAAAUACUCGUAGUAAACUGAUGUUACGAGAAUAGUAGAUCUACUACUGAUGUUACGAGAAUAGUAGAUCUAUCAAGUUGUCUAUAAGAGUACUGAAUAGUGAGAUAAGAUGUCACAUACCAAUAUCUAUAAUUCUCACUAAUUUCAAAUUUGUUUAUUAGAAUGAUAAUCUAAAUUGUUAUUGCGAUAAUAAUUAGAGAUCAUCGAU
Linum trigynum is the source of this 4122-nucleotide messenger RNA. Lineage: Eukaryota; Viridiplantae; Streptophyta; Magnoliopsida; Malpighiales; Linaceae. The record is from the annotation of a GenBank genome assembly.